This is a messenger RNA of Symbiodinium sp. CCMP2592, 8109 nucleotides long. NCBI's taxonomy places the organism in Eukaryota, Dinophyceae, Suessiales, Symbiodiniaceae. The record is from the annotation of a GenBank genome assembly.
AUGAGCGUCGUCCUUACAGGAAUGGCUCAACUUCAAGGUGUCAUCGCCGAUAUGGCGACCGGGACUCGAAGCCCCACUAAGGCUGAGGCAAUCAAGUCGAGCGUCUCAGUGCUCCCUGAAUUGCCAGUAGUGGGUCCCGAGGCUUGUUUGGCGUUCUCAGAUUGGUUGCACAGCACGCGCCCUGCCCUGGCAGAUGUCAGUGAUAGCAGUGAGGAGCUGUGGGAUAAGGUUCUUGAAGAAGCCAAUUUGUGGUAUGCCCGACACCUAAGGUUGGAUGCCAUCACGCGCUUGACUGAUAAACCGACGCCUUCGUCGGUUGUGUUGCAGCCGAGGUGGGCCCGAGUGUCGCGGAGGAUUGAAGGUAUGAUCCUUGCUGCUGCCCCUCAGGGUGUUAGAGAUGAGGACACUGUGGACUUGCUACGAAAGUGGAAGCGCUGGUGUUCUAGGAUGCUAGAGCUAGGUGGGGUACUUCCGGAUAGCUCACUGCAGCUAAAAGCCCUAGAGCGUAUCACCAAGGCGACUCUCCAGGCUCACCCAGAGGUGCAAUUCCGUGUGAACCUGACCCGGGCUUCUCUCCAGAUAGAUACCUGUCCGGACAGCAACAAGGUUGAACAGCUGCAUGCGCAGUUGCUAGCUGAGCUGGAAGCCCUGAGCCACCGAAUGCCGAAGGAGGUGCAGACUGCACCUUCGUGCACAACUGGAUGGGAUUCUCUACGGGACCGCAUCGCCAACCAAGGGAACGCCGGACUGCUCGUAAGCGAAAAACAUGUGGCCUGCGCGCGAGAGCUGAUUCACAUUGGGCAAGAACAGGACGGCCUCUACGACCGCGUGGUCGUCCUCGUUGUUCAACGCCUUCCCCAGCGCCCGGUGCACGGCGGCCUCCUGCUCCCACGCCUCCUUGCUCUUGAAGAGGUGCGCCUGCAGACGGUGGCCCAGAGUCUGGUGGGUCGCCCAGACGACCUUGACGUAGCUGCCGUUGUACAGCACAUCCUGCAUGUUGGCCACCAGGCCCGACUCCGCCAACACCACGCACGCCUCCGCCAAGUCGCCGUCGCCUGCCUGAACGCCAAGAGGUUCCUUCAGGCCGAUCGGGCACAGCGCUGCAAGAACUGCGGCGCCAAGGGACACCGAUCCAAUGAAUCCCGAGCCGGCAUGAAGACUGAAGAGAAGGCGAAAUUCAAGUCGCCUCCCCCUAAUCCUAAGAACACUGCUAACCCUAAGGCUUCUGAUGCCAACUUACCGAACCCCAGUGGCACAGUUCCUACGAAGGAUAGUGCCCACCAGCACAUCAAGUCAAUGCUUGCAGACGCUGCCCUUCUCCUACAGCAAGCCGUGCCCACAGCCACUCCUACAGUUCCUACUGUGCCCGCCGUUCCGAUAAGUCCUGCGCCAAAAGCCCCCAGUGGGGUGAAUGCCAAUUCCGCUCCGACCUCGCCCACUGUAGCCCAGGGCACUCCGGUGACGCUAGCUGCUUUGAGCGCCCAGAUAGACUCACUGCGAGCUCUUGCUCAGGAGCACGAGAUCCGAGCCAUUUCGGUUAAGUCGGAGGCGAUCAACAAGGUGAAUGGUAUCGUACAAAUGGAGGAACAUUGGAAGGGUUUAAAGGUUACCCACCCGGUGCUGGGACCGCUGAAAACGGGCAUUUCGCCGAACACAUGUCCUUUCAUACAAGAGGAUCAGGCGUUAAGGUUGAUAGGGGAACUAGAGGCGGAGAGACUCAAGGAGUUUGAUUUGAGUGUGCAGGCAAUGGAGGCUGAGCUUCGACAGCUGUCCAGUCCUCUGGACCCAACCGAGGCAUUGCGCAAAUUCGUAUCUUCCUCUGCGACCGGGCAUUUGAUUAGAGCGGUGUUUGCACAGCCCUACUUGCAACAGCUGCCAGAGUCCUUGAAGGCCCGUUUGUGUGAUGGACUCCCGGGUGUCACUGACCAGCACGCAUGGAGCAUGUUAAAGAGGCUUCCUCUUCCGAGACCCAAGCGUCGAGCACUGCUGGGUUCUAAGCAAUGGGUUGUCUACCUAGGAGCAGGGCCAGUGAAGACUCAGGAUCCGCUGAAGCAGUGGUGUGAUGAGCGGAAUGUUCAGUAUUUGCCAGUUGAUUUACUGCAACCGGGAGGAAAGGGAUGGGACUUGACUGUGCCUAAUGGAGUUUGGUCUGUUUUGCUAUGGGCAGCGGCCAAUGGCCGUGUCGCAGCUGUACUGUCAUCUCCACCUCACCGAACGUGGUUUGAAGGAGAUCCCCAAGACCCAAGGAGAUCCAGUGAAGAUGUGUGGAGUUCUUCGGAGGUUGGAUCAGCGCAGUUUAAGGAGAACUUGUUUCAAGUGCAAGAUAUGCUUCUGUGGUCGUUAUCCUCGGUGGAGCACUCCAACUCCGCUGCGCGAGGGGUUUCUCCAGAUGCCUUUUGGGAAACUUCCUCUUGGAAGGCAUUUGAGCAGUGGUCGAGGUCCGAGGUUGUGAGGUUUCAUCAAGGUUCACUUGGUCAGUCCUGGUCUCAACCCACAGCACUGGGAACCAAUCUUCCGCUCCGCCACCUGAGAGGUCUUCCACCGCAGGGAUCCCCGCAACCUCCCACAAAAGAUCAGCCCUAUGGUUGGUCUGUUGGUUUGAUGAAAGAGAUAGUUGAAGCCUUUGAAGGAAGAGUAAAGGGACCCUCGGUGGAGGAGUUGGAUAGGAUGAUCAGUGAGGGAUACCGGAGGAAGAGCGAUGAGUUAUCUGAUGGAUCCGCCUCCUCUGAUAGUAGCUCCGUGACUGUAUCUGCACCGUCAGAGGCCAAUGGACAGGUGGUUAUCCAGACACCUCAGGCACCGGAGCUUAGCAUAGGAGCACUGACAGCUGCCCAGAAGGAAGAGUGGAAGGCUCAUGUCCAACGGGGACACAUACCAUAUCGCCGGGAUUGUAAAUUUUGUGUGGAGGGUUCUGGUUUAGGCCUCCAGCACAGACGAAUUAAGAAUCCGCAAGCAUACACUCUCUCAGUUGACCUUUUCGGGCCGAUGUCGGGCUUGGAGCGCGGCCGGGAUGAGCAAUCCGUGUCAGGGAACCCACACAUAAAAUUCGGUUUAGUUGGGGCUUUCAGGUUACCUCGUUCGGUAGUCUUACCUCCCACUGAGAUCAGUAGCGUGCCCGCACCGCAGGAAGGAGUUGACCAGAGCGAUGAUCACGCACGUUUGGAGGAAGAAUUAGCCGAGUACGAGCCAUCCCUUGACUGCGAGGAAGAAGACGCUGAGCCAUUUCCCGAAUUGCUUCAAGGGGUUGCUGAACAGACCCCAGUGAUUCCCGAUAAGCCAGAUGGCCUAGGUGUGAGUGCGGUAGAUGGUGAUAGUGCCGGUGAUAAGGGUUUAGGCCCGAUUCCCGCAUUUCAGGAGGAGGACUCAAUCCCUCAGCAGCUCAAUCUGGAUGAAGAAAUAGAGCAGUGCACCGCGGGUGUUGAGUUGGUUACCCUUCGAUAUGUAGUGGGCCUGAAGUCGAAGUCAGGAUCAGACGUCACCGCCGGUGUUCAGAAGCUCAUACUGGAAAUCUCGCGUCUAUAUCCAGUAAAGGUGCUUCAUUGCGACCCGGGCACUGAAUUUGGGUCAGAUAGGCUGUCGACAUGGUUGUCGGGACAAGGGGUCCGACUACAAACCACCGUGCCCACCGACAAGCAAGCCAAUGGCGUGGCCGAAAGGACCGUAGGAUGGAUGAAGUCUCGUGCCCGCACGCUGCUGUCGUCGGCCGAACUCCCUGCAGGAUACUGGCCUUUGGCCAUGCGCUACGCUGCAGAAUGCCAGAAUCGUCAGGUUCUCAAGCUUCCGCAGUUACCCGCUUUUGGCCAGCCCGUAUUCCACAAACUCAAAAGACCUUCGGGUGCACAUAAGGAGUUGAUGACUAGGUGGAUAGACGCCUAUUACGCCGCACCCCACUUAACUAUCCCGGACGGUCACGUACUGGUGACUAAGGAGGGUAACUUGGUUGCUUCAAAGGGUUUUAGGACCAACUUGGUAGAUGUGAGGCUAGAGCCUGACCUUGAGCUGCCAACCCUUCAUACUGAGGAGGAGGUCCCGGAGGCAGGUGAUAAAGCCCACCUAAAACCCGUUCCGGAAGUUAUGCCAGAAGCCUCGAUUCUUCCCUUGCCCAGCAAAAGGUUGAAGGAGAAGACUUCAGUGCGCGGCGUCAGCUUCUGUGAGGAUUGGGACGCCAGUCCAGAACAGUUAGCAAGGGCUGCACUCUUGGAUGAGGACUACUCAGAUUCAUGUUUGAGGAGGGUGCUGACUCAGUUGACCCGCGCGGAGGUUUCAACGGAGGACCGACGGGGAGAUUUUGAUGGGAGAUAUGUGCUAGAAGCGUACUGUCAUGGAGGUCAGCGCGGCGUUACCACGCUAGCGCGCAAAUAUCCCGCGUUGGUACGGCUUCUGAAUAGAGCACUCCAACGCCGUCUUCCCGAGGAAGAGGGUCUUGAGGAUCUGAGAUGGGGUACUCUGCUAUUGAUGCACGCAGCAGAGGUGCCAGUCCACCGUGACUACCGAAAUGAGUGGGAAACUAGCAAUGUUGUCAUCUGUGUUCCAGGCCAGCAUGAACUAUGGUUGGGCCCUCCGCACAAACCUGGCAAGGAGGCGAUAGCUCCAGAGCCAGACUGGGACUCAGGAGAGGUCAAGGUGCUAGGCCCACGAGCAGCCAGGUUCAACCCCCGCAAUUACCACGCCGUGCGACGGAGUCCAGACUGGUUGAUAGUUGGAUUUUCUCCACUGGGUACUCAUAAGCUGAAAGAGGUCGAUCUACAGUUCCUUGAAGGAGUGGGGUUUCCGCUGCCAGGUGUUCCUGGGAGAGCUCCUCAGGUCCGAGCGCUUCAAGCGGCACCCUCCAGCACAGAUUGUACCCUUCAAGGGCAACCGGCAAGCUCGUCGUCCGAUCCUAGUGUGACGCGAGUUGGUGUUGAUUUGAAUGAAGACUUGCAGUCCGACAGCUACACCCCAGUUGUAGGUUGGGACCCUUCGGGUAACGGUUCCCUUAAUAGGCCCCAGUACAACUUAGAGGAAGCUGACUUUUACCAGUACUUGAAGGAGCGGGAAGUUGAAUGGACGUACCAGCGUUUGACAGUUAUGGGCGUAGAGUCACCCGCAGAUCUUGAGUAUUUGUAUAUGGAAGACUUGGUUGAGUUUGGACUACCCAUAGAGGAUGCGCAAAGAGUGAUGAUGGGCAUACACCCAGCAGGGACCAUGAGACCCGACAAUCCAAACGGCAUUUCGCUGACAACUGGAGAAGUGUGCUUAUAUGAUCGCAUGCAGCGCCAGAUUCCAAGGGUUAUCCAGAAUCGCACCCUUAACCAACAUGCCCCUGGACCGCCAGUUCCGGGAUUAGGUAUAGUAGGUCCCCAAGCCCGGCCGGAUCCCUAUGUAGAAGAUUGGGUUGCGUUACAGGAUCCUGAAUAUGCUGAAGGAAUGAAUCUCGAUGUGUUCUUGCCAACAGCAAUGCAAGCCAGCCCUGGAAGUGAGGGAGAGCCACCAGAAGUUUCAGCAGUCUUCCUUGAGGAGUCACUCACCACACCAGGGGCUGAACGUCCAAGCAGCUCAACAGAUCCACCGUACACCGGAAGGGGUGCCUCAAGUUGUGGUGAACAGGCGUGGGACGGAGAUGUGCCCUCCAUGCACGCUAUGCGCAUGCAGGCCAUUUGGGAGGCCAGAGAUGAGGAGGAGUUUCAAGCACUUGUGAAUUUUCCGAUUGAGGUACAAGGUGGUCUUGCCAGUGGGAGUGCAGUUGGAAGCGUUGCAUGUGAGCCAGCAGAAGUUUCAACAGUCUUCCUGGAGGAGUCACCUUCCACACCUGGGUCCAGUAACUAUGGGUGUAGGAUGGUUCAGAUGACUCCUAGUGUCCGAGAUCCGUUCAAUGAUGAAGCAGAUGGUGUUUCGCAUAGUCGGGAUGUGAGCUAUAGGUGUAGCGCCGGUGAGGUCCCCCAGCUUGUGAGUAGGAUAGAUGUUCCGAUGCCAGAGAUAAUGUCCGUGAGGGGCAUGGCAACAAGCUCGCAGGAUACUGCCCAGCUGCCUUCCCCUAUCACCCCUAGGGUUGAGCGAGUAGAGGAGUCGGCAUUCACUCAAGACAUUGAGUCCCUGUUGGAGAACUUAGAUGGACCUUUGGAGGUUGUGCAUCAAGUUUCGCCCAGUGACGUUCGGAAGAAUUUAGACAGGUGGAAACCGUCGGCACAAGAUGAAGUGAGCUCUCUAGAAAAGAUGGGGGCAAUAGUCCGGCACACCGGAGAAGCCGCCAGGCGACUCCUACGGCAACCAGAAGCAGAGGUGAUACCCUCGAAGGGAGGAGUAUCAGAGGAUAUCCUCUAUGCGUCUGGAGCCGCAGCAGAGACGCUGCGCAUGCUACUGAUACAUGGAGGUUCCAAGAGAAGGCAGUGUUGGUCCACCGACAUAAAAUGUGCCUUUCUGCUUGCUCCGAUUCCGGACAACGUACGGAAGACCUAUGUGUUAAAACCCCCCGCAAUUUUGAUAGCUCUCGGCAUCUGCAGCCCAGAUGAGUACUGGGAAGUAAAAAGGGCAGUCUACGGUUUUAAGGAGUCUCCGAAGUGGUGGGCUCAGUUUAGAGAUAGUGAGCUUCAAAGGGCAAACUUUCUGGUUCCUGAGGGACAAGCCACUCUUCGGAAAACUUCUUCGGAUGAAAACCUCUGGGAGAUGGUGUUAAGUGACGGCACCAACGUUGGUUACGUUUUGGUUUACGUUGAUGACAUUUUGAUGGUUUCCUCGCGGUUGGUUGCUGAAGCUUUCCAUGCUUGGAUAAAGGACCGAUGGGAAUGCUCCGACCUUGAACAGGCCACCGCACACAAGGCACUCAGGUUCUUGGGUGUUGAUGUGUAUGAAGCAUAUGAUGCUGAAGGACCUUGUGGGUUCACGCUCUCUCAGGAAGGGUACAUAGAUGAGUCUUUGGUACCAAUACCAAAGGAUUGGGUCAAGAAUGCCCCGGAAGAGGAAGCCGAUUAUCCAACCAGCAGCUUGAGAGACGCUCAACGCAUAACAGGCGAGUUGCUUUGGGUGUCACAGAGGACCAGAGACUUGAGGCUAUCCCUUGUUCCAGAGGGACCAGAGGCACUGUCGAUCUACACAGAUGCUUCCUUCGCACCGUUCAGCGAAAGAUCGAUUUCUGGAAUAGUGGUUUUGAUGAAUAACAAGUGUGUAUUCUGGAAAUCAAAGAGACAGACUCUUGUAAGUUUGAGCACUGCAGAGUGCGAGCUGAUAGCAGCGGUAGAAGGAGUUGUGUUGGGACAGUCAGUGCAAGCUCUUGCAGCAGACCUAUGGAGACAGGAGAUCGAUAAGACGUUGUAUGUGGACAACGUGGCAGCCAUCACCUUGGCUGAAGGUGGAGGUUCUCAGCGCACGAGACACCUGAGAGUGAGAGCAUGUUACUUGAGGGAAAUGCUUGAGGAAGGAAGGCUCAAAGUGCUGCAUUGUCCAGGCGACACCCAACGAGCAGAUGCCUUGACCAAGGCCCUUCCAGCCCCAAGAUUGGGUUUCCUUAAUGACCUGCUAGGAGUAGGCCCUCCACCGCCACAAGAUCCGGUGAUCCGAACUGUAAUGACCGCUUCUCGUUCAUUCCAGCAGGCUAGCCCCACCGACGGUUAUAGUGUUCUGCUACUCUUGGCCCUCACCAUGAUUCAGGUGACUCCAGCCACCUCUCAGGAGGAGGAAGAAGCAGAAACCUUGGGGAUAGAUCUGUAUGUGUUGGGUGUGAUGCUGGCCUGCUCCAUCCUUUUUGUGUGGGAAGUUGGUAAACACUGCAUUCGGGAAUGUCACCGGUUCAGCAGUGAAAGACCUUUGGUUGCGAGUUUGACAGUCGAUGAAAAUGAUGACUCUAGGAGGAGCCGGAGGCAACAGGCUGUGCGACGAGCUCUUGAGAGGGAGAUUGGCGGAGAUGUUGGUUCUGUUAACCUCAGCGCUAGGACCACUGGAGCAGAUAGCCCUGUUAUGCCUGCUCCGCCGCCUACCACUCAGGCUUCCUCUCACGUGCAUCUUCACAUGAGCCCUGCCACCGUGCAGGGACGCAGCCGAGGAUUAGAUGUCCAUGGAAACCGGCAUCCCUUGCACCUGGCCGAUGCGGAGCUCAACGAAGGAGGUCGUCAAGGCACCUCUGCGCGAGAGGUGUAA